AUGUCUGUAGCGUCCAUCCCUGGUCAGCUGAAGGUUGAUGACCAGCCGUCCAGGACGAGAGGACGUGACCAGCGGUCAGUGUGGAGCCGCGUGUACCAGAGGGAGAGAGAUGACGUCACACAGGCUCCUCUGUGGAGGGCGGCGCUGGCGGAGUUUGUGGGCAGUUUCCUGUUGGUUGUGUUCACUGUGGGUGUGGGGCUGAGCGAGGAGGGGACGGAGGGAGUCAGUCUGCUGCAGGUGGCGCUGGGCUGUGGGUUUUUCCUCUCCGUCAUCGUGAGCGCUCUGGGAGGCGUGAGCGGAGGUCACGUGAACCCCGCCGUGUCUCUGGGCUUCCUGCUCACCGGCCAGAUCUCCUGCUCCAGAUCUACUGGGCGGGCCCGCUGUGUGGCGCUGCGGUCGGCUCCCUCCUCUACCAGCUCGCCCUCUCCACCCAGCCGCUCACCCUCAGGUCCUGGCGAUGCGGGGUCACGACCGGCCCGAGGAGCUACCGCGGGGUCAGAGGUCAGGACGGGCACGAGGAGAAGGAGAACCUGUCUUGUAGAAGUAGUACUCACGGGGGCGAGGAGGAGAGCAGGAUAA
Molecule: messenger RNA, 579 nt
Organism: Aplysia californica (California sea hare)
Lineage: Eukaryota; Metazoa; Mollusca; Gastropoda; Aplysiida; Aplysiidae
Product: lens fiber major intrinsic protein-like
Exons: 3
Coding region: 1-579 (192 amino acids)
Biological process (GO): transmembrane transport
Cellular component (GO): plasma membrane
Molecular function (GO): water channel activity
Source: RefSeq, a predicted model, not a curated record